Messenger RNA from Pseudogymnoascus destructans, 1409 nucleotides. RefSeq lists its product as uncharacterized. The record is from RefSeq and is a predicted model, not a curated record. The transcript has 2 exons. Lineage: Eukaryota; Fungi; Ascomycota; Leotiomycetes; Thelebolales; Thelebolaceae. Bases 410 to 1318 code for a protein of 302 amino acids.
AGCUAACCCCCCCAACAUUACCUGUCCCACCCCUCACUUCUAAAUAACUGAUGUCAGUACAGUAAUGCUGAGAUAAUUAUUUCCAAGGCCCUAUAAGAGUAUAGUAUCUUUUCGAGCUUUCUCACUCAUUCUCGUUUUCCUAGUUUCUUUGGUGUUUAAACUCCCCAUCAAUCCCGAUGAAGCUGUUCUUUUCAUUUUCACAACCGCAAUCGCACUCCUCUCAAUCGCAUUCAGUGAUACCAUACUCGCCCGCAUCGGUCCAUUGACAGACAUCCUCCUAAAUAGAAACAACAGCAACCAAACCGCUACCACGUCUUCCUCAAACUCCCAAACUACAGUCACUACCUCCAUUGAGGGCCUCCCAGUCAUUCCUCCUACCGAGAUCUACGGCGCGCCAAAAGCAGAAGCCAUGUCUGCCCCCCGCGCAAUCCGCAAAGCCUUCCUGGCUAUCCAGCAAUCUGAGGGUGUAGGCGCCAAAGUGCGCCGCUCGAUCGGCACCCCUCAACUCCGCAACUUCAGCCCCUUCCUCAUGCUGGAUCACUUUACCAGCUCCCCCGGCUCCGGCUUCCCUGAUCAUCCUCACCGCGGACAGGAAACAAUCACCUACCUCCUCUCCGGCGCCGUCGACCACGAAGACUUCGCCGGCAACAAAGGCACCAUCGAAGCCGGGGACCUGCAAUUCAUGACCGCCGGCCGCGGCAUCAUGCAUGCCGAGAUGCCGCGCGAGCUCUCUGAUGGCGCCCCGGUGGUCGGGAUGCAGCUCUGGGUCGACCUCCCCGAGAAACUCAAGAUGUGCGAGCCGCGAUACCGGGAUCUGAAAGCUAGCGAGAUUCCGCACGUUAAAACGGAUGAUGGGAAGGUAAAUAUUAAGGUCAUCUCGGGACAGAGCCAUGGCGUCGAUUCGGUGAAGGAAUUGGCUUAUACGCCGGUUUGGAUUUUUGAUAUUGAGGUCCAGCCUGGUGGAAAGAUUACGCAGCCGAUCCCGGCUGGGUGGAACGCUUUCGCCUACACUUUGUCCGGCACGACCAGUUUCGGAAGCGGCGAGGAGAAGAUGGAGGUCGGGCAGUUCCAUAACGUCGUCUUUGAGCAGGCUGGCGAUACCGUCACAGCAGCUGUAUCAGCCGAUGCCACGGAGCCCUGUCACUUCUACCUCGUUGCCGGCCUCCCGCUCGAUCAGAAGGUCGUGCAAUACGGACCGUUCGUCUUGAACAGCCAGGAUCAGGUCUAUGAGGCGCUUAGGGAUUACCAGAACCACCAGAACGGAUUUGAGCGUGCUAAGGGAUGGCAGAGCGAGAUUGGGAAGAGGAUGAUGCAAUAGGCAAUCCUAUGGAUGGAUGGGUUUAUGUUGUUAGAGAUUGGCAUGGAUGGAGUUAAAACUGGGAAUUUGUAUUGUAGACACAGCUUCAGAC